Messenger RNA from Scylla paramamosain (green mud crab), 904 nucleotides. RefSeq lists its product as uncharacterized. The transcript is spliced from 2 exons. The coding region runs from base 201 to 722 and encodes 173 amino acids. NCBI's taxonomy places the organism in Eukaryota, Metazoa, Arthropoda, Malacostraca, Decapoda, Portunidae. The record is from RefSeq and is a predicted model, not a curated record.
UGUUGUUUGUAAACCAACCCAGAGAGUUGAUGUAUUAAUUUCCAUUCACUGAUCAAGUUUGCUGCUUAAUUUCUGACCGACCACACCUCACACGCAGCAGAGAGUCAAGUGCUCGUCGCCGUUUGAAGCCUCACUGUUGCAUCACUUCAGACAUCCGUGGUCCCACUCAGUACUGCGCAGCGGGCAUCCCUCCUUCAGCCAUGAGUGACGAUUGCCCUCAUUACACCACCCAGGAGGAGCGGGGGAAGCGAUAUGGCUUCAUACGGGUGGGGGUGCCCUGCUUGGCUCGCCCCUUCAUCAAUGUGCAAAGGAUCAGGAGGAUGAACAAGCACGCCGUGGCCCUGUGGGUGGGUGUGGGCGUAAUGGCAUUGCAGGCUGCCCUGGAGAUCAUCCUGCUGGCGAACCUGUACGUGCGGCUUGGCACACCAAUGGAGAUUCCUGCCUCGAUGGCGGUGGUAGUGGUGUUCCCGCUCGGCCUGCUGCUGAAGUGGUUCUCGCUCCAUCUGGUGUACCUGCACUGGGCCAUCUGGCUGCUCUGUGUGUCGCACUACCACGACCACUUGUGGCCCAGUCUGCUGGUGCCUGUGAGGAUCAGCACGUACGCGGCGCCCCAUGUGGCCAAUGUUUAUUUGUUGCUCAAAGCCGGCGUGGCGACAGCAGUCCUCUUCUUGCUGGAUCGAAAGCCUGUUGUCUCGCCACUCUCACUGCCUGUCAUAUACUAGCUUUACAUUUCAAAGCACUCAUGGCUUUCCUGUUAUUUAAGGUUUAAGGAUAUUUCGAAGUGAUUAGAUAUAUUAUUUUCCUAUAGUUUACAUAUUUUCAUUGUUUUGUACGGAGGCGUCACGCAAAUUAUAUUGUAAUGAAAUCUUAUGUAACAUGUUCAGAAAUAAAGCCAAUAAAUGAA